This is a messenger RNA of Misgurnus anguillicaudatus (oriental weatherfish), 2100 nucleotides long. RefSeq names its product dual specificity phosphatase 1 (gene dusp1). The record is from RefSeq and is a predicted model, not a curated record. Gene Ontology annotation, molecular function: MAP kinase tyrosine/serine/threonine phosphatase activity. Gene Ontology annotation, cellular component: cytoplasm; nucleus. Gene Ontology annotation, biological process: endoderm formation; negative regulation of p38MAPK cascade; protein dephosphorylation. NCBI's taxonomy places the organism in Eukaryota, Metazoa, Chordata, Actinopteri, Cypriniformes, Cobitidae.
GAGCGCCAAUCGUUAGUAAAAGUAGAGCAAGAGAAAACCUUUCAACGAGUUAACAUUUAAAAAUAAAAGAGUUAAAACCCGAUCACCGUAGCGGACUGUUACCGGAUCAACACUAAGCGAACAAAGGACCUAAACUACCGAGCUAAAACGCAGAGCGGAUUCGUAUCGUCUUCUUUUGUAUAUCGCUAUAUGUAUUUAGACUAUUCAUUUUCUACUAUGGUCAUUAUGGAAGUAUCCACCAUCGACUCUGUCUUGCUCCGCGAUCUGUUGGACGGAGAUGAUCCGGACUGUCUGGUUUUGGACUGUCGCUCUUUCUUCUCGUUCAGCUCGUCUCAUAUAUCGGGCUCCACGAAUGUACGCUUCAGUACGAUAGUGCGCCGGAGGGCCAGAGGGGGUCUAGGGCUCGAGCACAUUGUGCCAAAUGAGGAUACGAGGAACAGACUAUUGUCCGGGGAAUACCAGAGUGUCGUGUUCUUGGAUGACCGCAGUAUUGACAUCAAAGACGUGAAAAAAGACGGCACUUUGAUGCUUGCCGUGAACGCGUUGUGUCGCAAUUCAUGUGGAGCAAGUGUGUUCUUUCUUAAAGGUGGAUUUGACACAUUUUCCUCUGAGUUUCCCGAAAUGUGUACCAAGCAAGUUACCCCACAAGAUUUGACUUUACCUCUGAGCUCGAGCCGUCACUCCAACACGGUCGAGUCGUCCUGUAACGUUACAACUCCUCUGUACGAUCAGGGUGGCCCGGUAGAAAUCCUGCCAUUCCUAUAUUUAGGCAGCGCCUACCACGCUUCCAGAAAAGACAUGCUGGACAUGUUGGGAAUCACGGCCCUCAUAAACGUCUCUUCCAACUGCCCGAACCACUUUGAAGACCACUACCUGUACAAGAGCAUUCCCGUUGAGGACAACCACAAAGCCAACAUCAGCUCCUGGUUCAACGAAGCCAUCGAAUUUAUUGAUUCAAUACGGAAUAAGGGUGGACGGGUCUUCGUUCACUGUCAAGCCGGGAUCUCGCGCUCCGCCACCAUCUGUUUGGCUUACCUGAUGCGCACCAACCGCGUGAAGCUCGAGGAGGCCUUUGAGUUCGUCAAACAGAGACGCAGCAUCAUCUCGCCCAACUUCAGCUUCAUGGGGCAGCUCUUGCAGUUCGAAUCCCAGGUGCUGGCGUCUUCCACCUGUUCCUCGGCGGCAGGGAGUCCCGCCAUUGGCAAAGGCACCACAGUGUUCAACUUCCCGGUUUCCAUCCCCGUCCGCACGGCUGCUAGCCCUCUUUCCUUCCUUCAGAGUCCCAUCACUACCUCGCCGUCCUGCUGAGAUCUUGUCAUGAAGUGGCUGGACUUGUUUCCUCACCCUUUGACCGGGGAGGGUUUUAUUGUUUUGAUGACUUAUAUGAUCCCUGGGGUGAUCUUUUCAGUAUUAGACUUUGGAACUUUUGGUUCCUUGGUUGCUACAAAUAUUCCACGAUUGCUCGCUAUUGGAGGUCCAGCUCUGGUGUUUUUAACAUUUCAAUACAGUGCUCCAUACUUGACUAAACUGAUGUAAAGUUCGGUGUGAUGAUGACCAAGUGAAACACUUAGCUGUUUGUGAAUGUGAGAGUCUUUGUGUGUGUUUUUAUUUUUUUAAUUGUGAGUGUUUGACUUGGUUAAAAUUGAUAAUCAUUGUUUUUAUCUACCCCAUGUCUUGCAGGUUACUCAGGGAUUGUUUUUUUAUUUUUUAACAUUGGUGUCAUUAUGAGACAGGAAGUCGUUAGACUUAAAGGUGCUAAUCUCAUUGAGUAUUCCUGGUUUCUGAACAAUGAAUGUAGUUAACACGUCUGUGUAGGUGAUCUGUGCCUUAAGACUGUAGAGGUUAAAUCGAUUAUUUCUGAGCCUUUCAGAAAGCAAUCGGUACAUCAAGGCCUUUGUUCCUCUUUAAACAAACACACAGAAUACCUCAUGUGUCUGUACUGUUGUCUGUCCUCCCAUAAGCACUACUAACCGGAGAGACUUUUAAAAGUUUGUUUUGAUAUUUGUGACUAUUUAUUGACUAAAGUAAUAUAUUUCUUAUGCUAUAUUUUUUCAUAUGUUUGUGAUACCUGAUGCCAACAAAUAAAACUUUUCAUACAUA